UCCAACCUGCGCUGCUUCAACAUGGCUCCGCGACUGUGCAGCAUCUCUGCGUCGGCGCGGCGGCUGCUGGGGGGCCCGGGGCUCCGCGCUGGGGAUUUUGUGGCUGCUGCGUCCGCGCGCUUCUAUUCCAAGGACAAUGAAGGCAGCUGGUUCCGAUCCCUCUUUGUCCACAAGGUGGAUCCCCGGAAGGAUGCCCACUCCACCCUGCUGUCCAAGAAGGAAACCAGCAACCUCUACAAGAUCCAGUUUCAUAAUGUGAAGCCCGAGUGUCUGGAUGCCUACAACAGCCUGACGGAGGCUGUGCUGCCCAAGCUGCACCUGGACGAGGACUACCCCUGCUCGCUGGUGGGCAACUGGAACACGUGGUACGGGGAGCAGGACCAGGCAGUGCACCUGUGGCGGUUCUCGGGCGGCUACCCAGCCCUCAUGGAGUGCAUGAACAAGCUCAAGAACAACAAGGAGUACCUGGAAUUCCGGAAGGAGCGGAGCCAGAUGCUGCUGUCCAGGAGAAACCAGAUGCUCCUUGAGUUCAGCUUCUGGAAUGAGCCACAGCCUAGAGCAGGCCCCAACAUCUACGAGCUGAGGACAUACAAGCUGAAGCCAGGAACCAUGAUCGAGUGGGGGAAUAACUGGGCUCGGGCCAUCAAGUACCGGCAGGAGAACCAGGAGGCAGUAGGCGGCUUCUUCUCUCAGAUAGGCGAACUCUACGUGGUGCACCAUCUCUGGGCCUAUAAAGACCUACAGUCUCGGGAAGAGACUCGAAAUGCUGCCUGGAGGAAGAGGGGCUGGGAUGAAAAUGUCUACUACACAGUCCCCCUGGUGCGACACAUGGAGUCUCGAAUCAUGAUUCCCUUGAAGAUCUCGCCUCUCCAGUGACGUUGCCUCAGCCUCCGCCUCCUCCCUCACCCUCAGGGCUGCCACCAACAGAGAAACGCCCAGCCCUGCUGCCUCGGUUUCUCUCAGAUCUGGGGGGACUCUGGGAAGCAGUGUUCAGUUCAGGCAAGGGGGAGUUGAAGGAUAACAGGGUUCUGAGCACUGGUAGCUCUAACCAGACCUUUCCCACCUCCUCAUCCCUCCCCCUGUGCUGAAAGCAGUUUUUAAUUUCUCUGAAUGAAGAACAACCACCUUUUAUGUCUUCUCAUUCCCCCAAGAUUCUUCACCUCCAGGCCACCAGUCCCUAAUUAUCACGGCAGUCCUCGGUUUAGCUUUAAGUGCACAAAAGAUAGUAUUUCCUGUGGCUUCAGGUGUGGUGGGCAGAGAGCAGGUGAGACCAGCGCUCAGGAAUUCCAUGGUCUCCACUAGGCUACCCCUUUGCUGAACUGUCUGAGCCAAGUCCCUCCUGAUGGGCAAAAGCCUCAAGUUAGCAGUCUGCAGGAGGCCCACAGACUCCACCAAAAAAGGGCUGGGAGCUGGGAGGAUUGGGGACAGGAAACAAAAUGGAAUGGGAACCCAGAAGAUAGAAAUUAGAAUUCAGAACUUGGGUUUGAACUGCAGAAUCUGGAAUACAGAUUUGACAAAAGAUCACCUGGGGAGGGGUUUCUAAUACAGAACAGCUGGAGAGAGGCUCCUUUGUUUCUCCUUCAGUGAGGCAAGAACUUGAAUGUGAAGGUACAUCCCUUUUGCGCUGGUAUCUCCUGCCCUCCCUUCCAAUCUCCUGUUCUCUUUUCCUCUCUCCUGAAAGCAAAAAGCCAGACCAGGGCCUGUAUUUCCCUCACUUGCAUUCUUUUUUCUCUCUCAUAUUCUCUCAGCCCAAUCCUCAUUCUUCUGGGCCUCUGUGUGUGAGAUGGGGUCAGUGGUUAUGGGGCCCUGCUCAGUGACCCCCCACACACACCUCAUGAAACCCGGGGUAGCUUGAUUCUGCUGCCCCUUUAAGAAACUUGUGUUAAAGUUGCUGAUGGAACCAAUUAAAUAUUUACU
Messenger RNA from Condylura cristata (star-nosed mole), 1917 nucleotides. It is a transcript of the gene NIPSNAP1, whose product is annotated as nipsnap homolog 1 (C. elegans). NCBI's taxonomy places the organism in Eukaryota, Metazoa, Chordata, Mammalia, Eulipotyphla, Talpidae. Gene Ontology annotation, cellular component: mitochondrion. The record is from RefSeq and is a predicted model, not a curated record. Bases 22 to 876 code for a protein of 284 amino acids. The transcript has 10 exons.